AUGAGCCCGCUGGCCGAUGUGCUGUACAGGAAUGCCGAAGACCCUGUUCUGGCAUGGCGAAUGUUCAAGCACUUCCUCCAGUCCCCAUCCUCCAUCCGUUCCCUCCGGCCUUUGACGGCCAUCUCCCGCAUCGUCACGAGGGCCCGGAUGCUCCCGGAGAUUCGGGAGCUCCAUCGCGAUCUCCUCGCCCUCUGCUCGCCUGAGACGGCCUACGGCGCGCUCACCGUCCUCGCGCAGGCUUCAGCUCGGUCUGGCCUGCUCGAUGAGGCCUUUUCGCAGUUACUCUCCCUCCGCAGCCACUUCUCCUCGACAGUCCCUCGUCUGUGCCUUUACAACUCUCUCUUGGAGUCGUCGUUCAAGGGGAAUCGGCCGGACUUGGUGGAGCUCGUCUAUAAGGAUAUGCUCGUCUCCGGGAUCUCGCCGGAGACGUACACAUUCAACCUACUGAUGCUCUCUCUGUGCGAAUCGGGUCGUCUCGCUGAGGCUCGCCGGUUGUUCGAUAAAAUGCCGACAAAAGGUUGUGCGCCAAAUCAAUUCAGCUUCGGUAUCUUGGUCCGUGGAUACUGCAGAUCAGGGCUCAGUGUUAAAGCUGCGGAGCUCUUGAACAUGAUGGGGAGUUUCCGUUGCUCUCCAAAUCAAACGAUCUACAACACAUUGGUAUCCGGGUUCUGUAGGGAAGGCAAGGUUGACGAGGCAGAGAGAUUGGUGGAGAGAAUGAGAGGGGAGCAUCUAAACCCAAAUGUCGUCACUUUCAAUUCAAGGAUAUCCGCUCUUUGCAAGGCAGGCAGUGUUGCAGAGGCUUCCAAGGUCUUCAGGGACAUGCAGAGUGACAGUGAAUUAGGCUUGCCUAGGCCAAACUCGGCCACUUACAAUAUAAUGCUCGAUGCAUUCUGCAAAGGGGGCAUGAUCGCCGAGGCUGCGGGUCUAGUCGAGGCCAUGAGAAGGGACGGUCUGUUUGGGAAGGUGGAGACCUACAACAUUUGGCUGUCUGGUUUAGUGAGGUAUGGAAAGCUGCUGGAGGCCCGGGCAUUGUUGUCGGAGAUGACACAAGCAGGUGUCGGACUUGACAUAUACACAUAUAACACCAUGAUUUUCGGCUUGUGCAGAGAUGGGCUGAUUUCAGAUGCUCGGUCGCUGAUGAAGGUGAUGAGAGACAGAGAAAUCAAGCCGGAUACGGUGACCUACAGCACGAUGCUGCAUGCAUAUUGCGCCCAAAGGAAGGUUUCCGAGGCCAGUCGGGUUCUUCAUGAGAUGGUGAGAGAUGGAUGCCCUCCGAACACCUUCACCUGCAACAUAUUGUUGCGAAGCCUUUGGAGGGAAGGCAGGACUGAAGAAGCUGAACGACUCCUGCGGAAGAUGAACGAAAAGGGCCUUGAGACGGACAAGGUGACCUGCAACACGGUGGUCGACGGCCUCUGCAAGAGCGGAAAGGUGGACGUGGCUAUGGAGAUCGUCGGCGACAUGUGGCUUCAUGGGAGCGCAUCUCUUGGAGAGUUGGGAAACAUGUUUCUUGGUAUGUUAAGCGAUGCCGGCAAUGGCGCAAAGUGCUCUCCAGAUGUGAUCACCUAUUCAUCUGUGAUCACCGCGCUAUGCUCGGCGGGAAGAUUCGAUGAAGCGAAGAAGAAGUACGUUGAAAUGGUGGGGGGGAACAUUUCUCCCGAUCAGGUCAUCUAUGAAUCCUUCAUUCACGGUUUCUGCGAGCACGGUAAGCUCUCCUCGGCCAUCAAGGUUUUGAGAGACAUGGAGAAAGGAUGCCACGGCCCGAGCGUCAGAGCCUACAACGCUCUGAUCCACAGUAUGGGCCGGAAGAACCAGUUCGACCAGAUCGACAUCUUGAAGAAGGAAAUGCGAGAACGAGGAAUCGCCCCUGACGUGUUCACUUACAACAGUCUCAUCAGCAUCUUCUGUGAAGAGGGGAGGGAAACAGAGGCCGCCUCGCUACUGGAUGAGAUGUCGAACAGGGGCAUCUCUCCAUUGAUUUCAUCUUUGAGGUGCCUGAUCAUGGCCUUUUGCAAGUUGGGAAACUUUGAAGCGGCUCUUGGAUCGUUUCGGAAGGGUUUAUUCUUAUGCGGCGGCCGGGAGGACGCCCUCUACAGCCUGAUGUGCCGCGAGCUCUGCGCCCAUGGGAAGCUGUCCGAGGCCAAGGAACUCUUCCGAGCCGCCGUAGAGAAGGGCAUCGCCAUUGAGCAUGCCUCAUACAAGUAUCUGAUCGCAGAACUGUGCAGGGGAGACAAGGCGGAAGACGCCCGCGGCAUUCUCGAUCUCCUGAUGGGCAGGGGGUACAUUUUUGAUCCCGCCGCCUUCAUGCCAGUGAUCGAUCAUCUGGGCAAGAGGGGCAGCAAGCAGGAAGUCGACCGGCUCUCAGCGCUGAUGAUGGACAUGAUCUCCCUUCACGAUGAGACAAGUUCCAUUCUUUCUCACUGCCGAAGGGGAAGGAACGGUUUGGCGACAUGGACGAGCUCCGAAGGGAAAGAAUUCGCUCAGCGGCGGAAGCAAGACGGGCCGCAUGACGCCGAUUGGCAGGCCAUAUUAAACAAGUAUGUGCAUGCAUAUGAACCCACCCGCUCUCCUUAUUCCCGAUUCUCGGAGGAGAAAGAAACUUAUUAUUGGUCCUUUCCUUGCAGGGACGAAGGGAGCGGAAUCGCCAUGAAGAUCCUCAAACAGGUGCAGAGAGGCUGGGGCCAGGGGGCCAUUCCGAGGCUGAAUCCUCCGAAGGGUGAUUCUCACAGGGACUGGCUGGACGUAAUCUGA
Molecule: messenger RNA, 2751 nt
Organism: Spirodela intermedia
Lineage: Eukaryota; Viridiplantae; Streptophyta; Magnoliopsida; Alismatales; Araceae
Source: the annotation of a GenBank genome assembly